ACGUUAUUCAGUCAUCUGGCCGCUUUGACGAAGCGGGAGAGCUGCAUCCUCCUCCGACGCGUGCAUUCUCUGAUCGCUUUCUCCGUCCACAGAGGUGAUCAUGACUCCCCGCCAAGUGUACCCGAUGUGUCUGCGUCUUGCUUUUUUGCUUGUGUCGGUUGCACUCGUUGGGACGCUCUGUUCAGCUCAUAUGCACGUGUCGGAGCGACGCCAUCUCCAGCAGCAAGCGCGUGACAUGUUCUAUCACGGCUACCGCAAUUAUAUGAAGCACGCGUACCCAUGGGAUGAACUUAAGCCCCUAAGCUGCUCUGGACGCCGCUGGGAUCGUCGUGAACGUGGUGACCUGGACGACGUACUGGGAGGCUUCUCAUUGACACUUGUUGACUCACUGGAUAUGUUAGCCGUAUUAGGGGACUGCGACGAGUUUGCACGUGCUGUUAAGCUCAUAUCCAGUAGUGUAUCAUUCGAUCGAGACGUGACAGUGUCAGUAUUCGAGUCUACUAUUCGAGUUAUCGGUGGACUAGUGUCAGCGCACAUGUUGGCUUCUCCAGAAUAUUUCGGAUUAAUGGACGAGCACGAGUACAAUGGAGAACUACUGGAGCUCGCAGAGGAUCUAGGACGGAGAAUACUACCAGCUUUUGAGACCCCCACGGGGAUUCCUGUACAUAGAAUAAAUCUACAACGUGGGGUACUACCGAAAGACCGAGCAGCCAACUUGACGUGUCCAGCUGCUGCUGGGUCGUUGCUGGUGGAGAUGGCCUAUUUAUCGAGGUUAACAGGGGACGAGAGCUUUGAGGAGAGAGCGAAGCAAGCGGUUGUGGCAAUCUGGGAUCGACGAUCAGAUCUGGAUCUACUGGGGAGCUCUAUAGAUGUCGGGUCGGGUCAGUGGAUCUACUCACACGGAGGUAUCGGAGCUGGCCUGGACUCGUUUUUUGAAUAUUUGUUGAAAUAUCAUCUUAUCAGUGGAGAUUCCGGGUGGCUGGAGAUGUUUAACGCCAGCUACCACGCGGUGGAGACCCACGUGAACCAUAACGACGUGUACAUUGAAGUUGAUAUGAACGGAGGCAGGAACCAAGUACGCGCUCGUCGCGUCUCAGCACUGCAAGCUUUUUGGCCGGGACUUCAGGUACUUGCAGGCGAUGUAUCGGGCGCUAUUCGUACACAUGAGCACAUGUUUCCACUCUGGGACGAAUACGGUGCCAUGCCGGAGUUGCUAGACUUGGCUCCGCAUGGCAAAUCGAAGCCUGGGAACCGUGGCACUGUGAUUAGCUGGGCGCGUACGUCUCCGCUUCGUCCUGAGUUGAUUGAGAGCACUUACCAUUUGUACCAGGCCACAAAAGACCAUAAGUAUCUCAAGAUGGGGCGACAAAUGCUGCAGGAUAUUCGUCGCGUGUCAGAAGUACCCUGUGGUUACGCUGCAGUGGGGGAUAUCCAUACACUAGACGUUGAAGACCGCAUGGACAGUUACUUCCUGUCAGAGACUGCCAAGUACUUGUUCUUACUCUUCAGUGAUGACAAUGUGAUCGUCCCAGCCCCAAUACGACAGCGCAACGCUACAGCAACGAAUCGUACCUGCUCGGCAACGGUAUCAGACGACAAAAUUACGCUUGGAUCAUCACUAUCUUGCAACAAUCGGACCAUCAAUGGAAACUCUACUUUGGAGCACUCUUCCUACGUUAGAAGGAACAGGAAGCCUCUAAAGGCAUCGGACGUUGUCUUCAGCACUGAAGGCCACAUUUUAAUGCUUGACUCGCAUCUGUUCCGACACACAACGAAGCAGAAGGCGUCGUCUGCGUCUCCAAAGUGCGAAAAUGGGAAGCUGCAAGUCCACAGACGUAACGUGGAGUUAGAAGUGGCAAGACGAGGUCAACUAACGCCUCCUGUUAUCCCUGUCGGAGUGGCUGUACGCAUCGGUGGCGUUCACGUGACGACACUUGUGGCUUCUCCUGCCAAGUUUGGGUUACAGGUCACCACUCCAUCAGCAGUAGAAGCUCCGUUGCUGCUCUUUACUCCGGAUAUUGGCGAGGCUUGUGGGUCUAUAGACUCCGAUCGUGUGCAUGGCAAGAUCGUGAUGGUAGCCCGCGGUAAAUGUACGUUUGCAGAGAAGGCGUUGAGACUGCAAAGCGCUGGUGCAGUGGGUAUCGUGGUUAUCAACUCAAAGGCAUCUUCCAGCAGAUAUCCCAACCGCAAAUACUCACUGGCCGACGACGCACGUGGCCUCGGGCAAUACGUGACGAUCCCUGUUGUUCUUGUGGCUCGAGAGGAUGCCACUCAACUGCACAGACAUGCAAGUCUCAACAAUGUCCAAAGCGAUAGUGGUGCUGUACUUAUUGGGUCGCUGUCACCGUGGCUCUACUGAUCCAGAUCGGUGCGUUAGAAAGUAAAAUGCAAAUAUGUAUAUACUCAGGACUAGAUGUCUUCGUCGAACACGGUGAGAUCCACGCGCACUUGGUUGCCCUUGGCCAUCUCUUCGUCAUCAUCGUCUGCGAUGAGGUUGACGAUCUUGUUGACGAUGAAGCUGGAGCGCUGUUUCUGCAGAGUUACGUCGUGUGGUUCGUCGUCCACUACGAGCAUCAGGACGUAUUUCAGCAAGAUGAGGCCGUGCUCAACGCACACAAACAGCCACAGUCGCUCGUGGUCCGUCAGGUUUACAGUCGUACGUCGAGAAGUAAAGCAUACAAGAGCCACAUUGGUCACCAUGGCGAUCGAGCCCAUGAGAUCGAUGAUAGUCCCCCACGUCCCGAUAUCCUGCGCGCCGCGAGGAUCUGGACGUCGAGUAGCGUUCACCAGCUUGUGGGCGUCAAUGCGGAUCUCGAUGAAAUUGUUGAACAGAGCGAACGCUGGAGCCAGCGGGAAGGACACGACGAACAGCGUCACGUAGCCGAACUGGAUGAUCAUCUCGUUGUAGUCAUCGAACGUUCCUUUCUGGUCGUACACGUCCAGCUCCAAUUGCUUCUCGAUGGCUGAAGGUUCACGGUACAAAGUGCUCUCCUUCUUGUUCCUCUUGAGCUUCUUCAUGAUCCAAGGCAGACCGGCUUCGAAGAAAUUACCGGAUGUGAGUCGCAAGAUGAAGAUGAUGCCCAGACUCAUCAUCAGUUCGUCCAUGCAGCCGUGACCCUCUGGUUUGCAGGAUUCGUGGCCUUCCACUGAAGUUUUGAUGAACGCCACGUAGAAUAGACUCGCGUACGAGUUGACGAACUGGAAGAGGAACGUCUUGCCGAUCAAGUGGUCUUCGUACUCAGUGUCGGUGCGGUGGUUCUCGAACUCGUUGAGCUUCGCGGCCACGGUACUGUAUACGUUGUUCAUUAUCAUGAUCUGAAUGGCGUUCACGGUGGACGCCGCUGCGCCGCCCAGUUGAGUGCCGUUCACUGUGAACAUGUCUUUCCACUUGCCCGAUGUAGCAGCGUACCGGAACACGAAGAUGCCAGCCACGACGCCGACAACGAGCAGGAUAAGCAUACUGAUGAAGAACUAUUCGAGCUCAAGAAGAGAAGAAUUAGUGCAAUGAUUCGGACAAUUAUCACUCCAUUAGGACGUACCAGUGAACCCAUAACGCGACGGAAUCGCGUCUGUGGACUGAAGUAGCGGAUCUCAGACCCGUCGAUUGGAGAAACUGUAGGUUGGCCAUCGAACUCUGGGCGCUCCACUUCUUCUUCUUCAAAGGUGGACAUACCCCACUCAAGUGCUAAAGUAGAGUUGUUGCGCUUCCAGUACUCGUAGUAGAAGCUGUAGUGUCACACACAGGUAAGAGCCUUCAACGUAAGUAUCCAAUCGCAAACCCAACUUACAUUGACCAGAGAGCCAUGAAGAGACCAAAGUAUGGCACCAGCACGGAGUCGGCGGUAUCUUCGACCAAAACACCGGCAAACAAGAGGCACCCGACGAUCGCUGGUGCGAUCAACCACGUCGUGUAGUGACCUACAAAACAAAAUGGUAAGGAUUUGCAUAAAUACCAGAAAAGUAGAGCAAACUACCCACCAAGCCACGCAAAGUAGAGACCCACUUUCUCUCCGAAGUAGUCUUUAAUCUCCCACAAUGGCUGUUGCCACGGUGCGAACUUCCAGCUGAACCACUUGUCUCGAAGCUUGUUGAGCUCCUCCGGUUCGUGUAGUGGGAAGGCUGCAACAAGGCACUUGUCGCGCAGUAGUUCACUCAAAUUCAAGCCGCAGCCUCCUUCUCCUCGAGUUUUGAUGAUGUUGAGCAGUAGUUUAAUACUAAAAAAAAGCAAUAGAUUAGCCCAGAUCUUUACUUAUUACAGCAGUAACCG
This is a messenger RNA of Phytophthora nicotianae INRA-310, 4267 nucleotides long. RefSeq lists its product as hypothetical. Bases 101 to 2359 code for a protein of 752 amino acids. Gene Ontology annotation, molecular function: mannosyl-oligosaccharide 1,2-alpha-mannosidase activity; calcium ion binding. Lineage: Eukaryota; Oomycota; Peronosporomycetes; Peronosporales; Peronosporaceae. The record is from RefSeq and is a predicted model, not a curated record. Gene Ontology annotation, cellular component: endoplasmic reticulum; membrane. Gene Ontology annotation, biological process: endoplasmic reticulum mannose trimming; carbohydrate metabolic process; mannose trimming involved in glycoprotein ERAD pathway. The transcript has a single exon.